UCUCCGAGAAGCCAACACCACACGCCAUCUUAUCCCAUCCUCCACCUUUCAUAGCCAUUCUCGGCUUCCUUGAUGUUGAUCCGUGCCGCAGUCCCACAAGUCCACCACCCAUGGCUGCCUCCGCCCAUUGCCCCCGCCCUUGCCGUCGUUCAGAAGGUGCCACCUGCGGCCAUCUCCUGCCGCCUCGGCACGCCGCAGUUGCGCAGCCUCAAGACAAGCCACGGCCUCUGUAAAGCGAGGCGAAGGGUGAGGUACGAAGAAGAAGAUGAGGAGGAGGACACCGAGGAGCAUGCGCAGAACUCGGAGAUCUCGUUGAUGGAAGCUUACAGCGAAGCAGUCAGAGAUGUGGCUCUCGUUGUCCGGGCAACAGUGGAUGGCGAAGAAGAGACUGUGCUCGUCUUUAAGGGUUUCUCUUCUUGUUUGAGCUCCAGGACCUCAUAUGAUCCAUCCAAGAGUGUUCUUCCAGCGAGAGCAGUCAUCGAAUGCAUAGAUGUGGUGAGAGGGCCAUUCGAUCCCUCCAACGUGGAGUACUUGGAGAAGGACUUGACAUGGGAGGCCUUCAAGACUCGUCUGCAAACCAACAACCGAUGAAAUGGUUCAUCAACCAUUACUUCUUCUUCUUCUUCUUCUUCUUGUCCUCCUUACAAUGCUGUGGCUGUGGGAUGCAACACAACCGUAUGUAUCGAAUGCCAAGAUUGCAACUCCGUUGAAUGGACAUCGACAACAUAUGAAAUAUUAAUCC
Molecule: messenger RNA, 742 nt
Organism: Musa acuminata subsp. malaccensis (wild Malaysian banana)
Lineage: Eukaryota; Viridiplantae; Streptophyta; Magnoliopsida; Zingiberales; Musaceae
Cellular component (GO): chloroplast
Source: RefSeq, a predicted model, not a curated record